AUGACUGAGCCCAGGCGACGACCUAAGGGCAACGAUGUAUCCGUAGUCUUGACAAGAAGAUCGAAUGUGAACUGCGCUGACGACAAUGACGUGAGCGUCAGAACCGAUGACGACAGUGACGUGGAACAAGAGGUUGCAAAUUCUGAAAAUAGCUCCGAGGCAGAAGAGACGAAUGGACAAAAACAGGCGGAGACGAAUUGUGCCAGAGGUCGAGGACGACGGCCGACUUUUUUCUGGAGUGUGGACGAGGAGCAUUUGUUAUGUCGCGGUGUGGCAAAGUACGGUGCCGGCAAGUGGAAGAAGAUAUUACUGAGCGGUAAAGGUGUGUUUUCAAUUCAUCGAACGAAUGUGGACUUAAAGGACAAGUGGAAGAAUAUGCAACGAAUGAACCACAUCAAUCGCAAGCGAACCGCCGAGGUACAAAACUUGGCGCGUCACAAGCGGUCUAGUAUAGCACAUGCGACAAGAGUCGCUGCCGACCAAUCAAGAUCUGGAGAUGGCGUGGGCGAAAUGUCGUCAGUGAAUAGUGUUGAGCUGAGGACUGACCCAAGCACUGCUAUGGCUGCGGGCGCGAUGGCCAGUACUGAUCAACAUGCGACUAGGGUUCGCUGCACCCAGGUUGAGGCAGACAUGUAUCAUGCUGCUGAACACGGUAGAGGUUAUAAUCCCGAUGCGACUGGAUCGUUCCAGUCACCCCGCCAAGUCGUGUUACAGUUCGUAUGCAACAAUAGCUUUCCUGAGAUUACAAAUGUCCGUGUCGACUUGGACACAUGUAAGGAUGUGUCUACGUUAACGAAGCUGCUACGCUCGAAUAUCUUGUCGGGUGCGCCACCAAACGAGGACGUCCAGAUGAUCGGCCUCACAUCAAGACAGCUGUUUCAACAUGACGAGCUUUUACUGCAAUGCAUGAGGAUCAACAACGGCACAGACUUUUUUCUGGUGUUCGACGAAGCCGCAGCAGUGUUUGUGUAA
Molecule: messenger RNA, 972 nt
Organism: Peronospora matthiolae
Lineage: Eukaryota; Oomycota; Peronosporomycetes; Peronosporales; Peronosporaceae
Source: the annotation of a GenBank genome assembly